AGGAAACCAGCUGGCUGAAACACCUAUCUCCAGACACAGAGAUGGGAGACCUAAGAUGCCCAGUGGGGGCAUCUCAAUCCAUGGCAAAAUUCUUUGGGGCAUCACUUAAUUGCUUGCUUACAUCCUUUCUCAAACACCUUCUCAGGUCUCAGGGUGACCUGUUCUCUAUGUCUCUUCACAAAGCAUGUUCACUUGUGUUCAUUCAUCUACCCACAGGGGCCUCCAAGGAACCACCACCCACUCCAACCAGGCUCUCAAAGAGGCAGGUGAAGCACAAGGUGGAGAGCCUGACCACUCAGCUCCAGGUGAUGACCGCCCAACGGAAUGAUCUGAGAGAUCGCCUCAUAUUAGUAACCGAAGGAUCCUUGGACAACAGGCCCUACCACAGGCCAAAUCCUUUCUAUGAAAAGCUCAAGAUGGAACAUCAGCAGGUCAUGUCAGACCUGCAGAAUUUCGAGAAUGAGAAUUGGGAGGCCUCACAGAAGCUCAGUGAGCUGACCAAAGAGAAAGUCUUCCUUUGUGAUCUGCAGAGCCGGCUCCUGAUGGAGCAGAGUCAGCUCAAAAAGAAAUUGGAUAUGCUGAGGCAAGAGAAGGAGAACCUACUGGAGGAUUGGGUCCUGCUGAAGCAACACUUGGGUGACUUGCAAGUGCUCAAUAAUGAUCAAGAAGAUAGCAGUGACCUCCAGAACCAGCAACAGGAGGACCAACAAAGAAUGGAAGAGAGACUCCAGAGCUUGCUGAAGCAGAGGGAGCUGGUCACACAGCAGAAAAACCUGGCAAUAAAGCUGCAGCAUCAUUUGACUGUUUCUCAGAUGAGACCCAGGCAGAAGUUGGGGUAUGGAGCCAAUUGGGUCCCCUGUACCAGGGCUCUCUGUCCUUUGUGGGCUUUUGCUUAUCAGCAAGACUCCCUUCUCCAAGCAUGGGUAGACCAACUCAGAACUCAGAGAAUUAUGCUGGUCCCAUCAACAAGAACUUCUGUCCAGCAAACAUUAUGUUUGAUACUCCCUGGGUCUGUAGACUUGUGUCCCAUCCCUCCCUUCUGAUUUCUCUGGUAUGUUCUCAGCAGGCUUUCCUUGAACACAGAGAUCUGCCUGCUUAUGCCUCCCAAGUGAUGGGAUUUAAAGGUGUGCCUCA
Molecule: messenger RNA, 1134 nt
Organism: Peromyscus maniculatus bairdii (prairie deer mouse)
Lineage: Eukaryota; Metazoa; Chordata; Mammalia; Rodentia; Cricetidae
Source: RefSeq, a predicted model, not a curated record